GCUGAUCGAGGACUCGAACAUUACCACUUUAUAUAGAGAAGAUUGAUGCAACACUGGGCAUUAAAGCUAUGCGAAACCAGUUGGAUAGCUGGCUGGCAGUGAAAAUAUACAUAUGUACAGAACUGACUGAAAGUAUUCCAGAACACAGUAGUAUUAAUUGAUUGGUGAAAAAAUUUUGAAAUGUUUGGAAUUGUAAAAGAUAUUAAGUUUAAUAGUGUUACAAGUAAAAUAACCAACUAGCUAAAAUUGGAAAAAUUUUCAUUAUUUCGUAUAAUUGGCGUAGACAAUUCCUUUUAUAAUAUCCAUGAAAAAAAACUUAAAAAUAAAAUUGCAAACAAAUUUACGCAAGCAGUGUGCAAAGUAGUGAAGUAUAAAAAAAAAUUUUAAAUAAAACGAGUGAUGAAACGAAAUGCCAAAACAAGUUGAGAGAAUUGAAGAAUUUCAAUACGGCUGCGCGACAGCGAAGACGAAACGUGCGCGUAACAGAGACGAAACGAGUGCGAACGCGAACUGAACGAAACGGAGCGGCGCGUGUGUACGAGUGAAAGAGUUGCUAGGCUAGCAGCAGUGGAGGGAGAAGAAAAAGAGGUAGAAUUGCAGUUGAGCAGCAACACCGCGGCAAAGUUUUGUCUUCCAGCGAAGGCCUGCACGAGUAUGCGUGCGUGCGUGUGUGUGUUUGCGGGUGCUGUGGCAAAAAGUGCAACGACAGUCAUCGCAGCGACAACAACUGCAUAGCAAGCAAGUAAAGCAAACAAUAACAAUUGACUAGAUCGAUGCAAAGGAAUGCACAAUAAAAGCAAAGCAACAAAAAAUAAUGAGAAAUUAAAAAAAGGCAACUGAAAAGACAGGAAUUUUUUCACGCGAUAAGUAAAAAACAAAAAAAAAAGAAACGCAAAUGUGUAUGAAAGCGGCAUAAAAUGUAGCUGAAAGUGUGUUUGUGAUUUGAUGAAACAAAGCAAAAUUUCAUCACUCAAGUGCCACCAAACGUUAAAAAUCAGCGAAAAUUCUUAUUUUGAGUUUUUUAUUUUCUUUUUGGUAAAAAAUAAUUCUGCAAUAUUAUUUAUGUGUUAUGUAGCAAAUGUGUACUAACAAUUUUCAGUUUCGAAAAUUAAGUUUUUUUUUUUUAAUUUUUGCCGCCACACGAAAGUGUAAAUAAGCUACGUUGUUGUUUUUCUUUAUUUUGUUGCCAAACAAAAAAAGUUAAAAAAGAAAAUCAAAAAAAUUCAUAAAAAAAAUGAAAUAAUUAACCGCCUUUUUCAUUUACCAAUUAAUUCACCUCGAUUUCAAUCAAAUAAAUCACAUUCUUUCAAUUUCAAUCCCUUUUGAAAUUAUGAAGAAUAACCAAACGAAAACCUCUAAUAACAACAAUAACACCAAUAACAACAACAGGAACAGCAAAAAUUUAAAUUACCUAAAUAACAUCAAUAAAAAAUUCACCAAUAACAGCAAUAAAGUCAGCAAAGCCACACAAUCGACGGCCAGCAACAAUAACGCUCAUAACAACACCAACAACAGCACUAAUCACAACAAUAACAACGCUAAGCAUAACAAGAAGAAUAAUAAUAAACGCACUUUGCGUUUGGGUCGCAGCAAUAAAAUGGGCGGCCGCAAGGAUGUGCGUCGCGGCCUCGAGCCACUCGAAUUCGAGGAAUGCAUCGUCGAUAGUCCAGAGUUUCGUGACAAUUUGAAUCGGCACGAAAAGGAAUUGGAUCACACUAGUCAUCAGAUCAAGCGUAUCAUCAAGGAGGUGAAAGAUUUGAUGAGCGCGGCUAAAGGUGAGUCGAAUAG
This is a messenger RNA of Rhagoletis zephyria (snowberry fruit fly), 1788 nucleotides long. RefSeq names its product ras-related protein RabX-like. The record is from RefSeq and is a predicted model, not a curated record. Gene Ontology annotation, molecular function: protein binding; GTPase activator activity. Lineage: Eukaryota; Metazoa; Arthropoda; Insecta; Diptera; Tephritidae. Gene Ontology annotation, cellular component: cytoplasm.